AAUGUGAAUCAUAAUUUAAUAUUAAAGUUAUUUAGAUUUUGUUUUAAUCGCAAAAACAUUGAGUUUCCAUCACAGUUUUUACAAGUGUACUAGUCAAAGGAAAUUAUUGUGAUAUCGUAAUAAUGUUAAGUUAUCAAGUACUUGUAGUUUUUAUUUUUACAACAAUAACAUGUGUGAGACCCGAAGAAGACGAUCUUUUUUCUAAAAUGUCCAAGACUGAGAGGGUUGAGUUGAGAGAGGAAGCACGAAGCAUGUUCUAUCAUGCGUACCAUGCAUACAUGUACAAUGCAUAUCCAGCCGAUGAACUCAUGCCACUCAGCUGCAAAGGAAGAAUGAGAGGAAUUACUCCAAGCAGAGGAGAUUUGGAUGAUGUCCUUGGAAACUUCUCUCUAACGCUGGUGGACAGUAUGGACACUUUGGCAGUAAUGGGUGAUUUCGCGGAGUUCAGUAAAGCCAUCAAACUGGUGAUCAAGGACGUCAGUUUUGAUCACGACAUCGUGGUGUCUGUAUUUGAAACGAAUAUUCGUAUGCUUGGCGGCCUCCUAUCAGCUCACAUUCUGGCGACGGCACUCAAGAACGACGUAAACUCUUUGAGCUGGUACAAUGGAGAACUGCUGGUUAUGGCUGAGGACUUGGGCAAACGGCUGUUGCCAGCUUUCAAUACGUCCACAGGCAUUCCACACGGUCGGGUGAACCUACGUCACGGAAUCAAAAACCUCCUAGAAUCGAAGGAGACUUGCACUGCGUGUGCGGGAACUAUGAUUCUAGAAAUGGCAGCGUUGUCUCGACUUACCAACAAUCCCGUGUAUGAACAGAAAGCGCAUAAAGCCAUGGAUAGACUUUGGAAGAUUAGGAAUAGGACUUCAGACUUAAUGGGUACGGUGAUAAACAUACACUCAGGAGAUUGGGUGAGGAAGGAUUCCGGAGUCGGAGCCGGUAUAGACUCAUACUACGAGUACUGUCUCAAGGCUUACAUAUUACUCGGUGAUGAGAAGUACCUGGCCAGGUUCAAUAGACACUACAACGCCGUUAUGAAGUAUAUAAGCAGGGGUCCUAUUAUGCUGGCCGUUCAUAUGCACAGGCCACACCUGCAAUCUCGGAACUUCAUGGAUGCCCUGCUGGCGUUCUGGCCUGGUCUGCAGGUGCUGUUGGGGGAAGUGCAGCCGGCGGUGGAGACACACGAGAUGCUGUACCAGGUCAUGCAGCGGCACACCUUCAUACCCGAGGCGUUCACUUCCGACUUCCAGGUGCAUUGGGGCCAGCAUCCGCUGCGGCCGGAGUUCAUCGAAUCCACUUACUACCUGCACCGCGCCACCAACGACGACCACUACCUGCAGGUCGGCAAGGCGGUGCUCAAGUCCCUCCAGCAGUAUACGCGAGUGCCGUGCGGUUACGCCGCCGUCAAUGAUGUCAGAACGCGUGCUCACGAAGAUAGGAUGGAUUCAUUCGUGCUGGCGGAAACGUUUAAAUACUUAUACAUGUUGUUCGGUGAAGACAAAGAUCUACCGGUGAAAUUGGAAGACUAUGUUCUAACCACAGAGGCGCAUUUCCUACCUCUCUCUCUGGCUAUGGACGGCAAGAAUACCACAAUUUUCAAACACGACAUAAAAACCGAUGAAACUUAUAGAAAAACAUGUCCGAACACCGCGUCGCUAGUCGCGGAGAAGGUACGCCAGCCGAUGCGCCACAUGUUGGGGACGACCGCCGCGCGCCCGCCUCCUAGACUACGACCGCUCAACGACCCGCGCCAGAUCAACGUGCUCUCCGACAUGGGCAUAUCCGUGCUCACGUUGCCCGAUGGCCGAGUGCAGCUGUUGUACACCAUCAGCACUGCAAAGUCAUCGAAAGACGCCGCUGAGGGUUUGACAUUCAUGCAGGAGAUGUUCAUGUGGAAUAGACUAAGUGACAUGGAGAACGGAGUCGUUCCGGUCGGCGUGAAAGUCCGGGACAUCGUGUUCCCGGCUGGCCCCGGACACUUUGGCAAGGAACUGGUCGGACGGGUCCGCUUUACCGGGAACCCUGUCUUCGUGGAGCCCAAAGACGCCUGCACAGAGAUCACGAAUAAGCAGCAAGUAGUCGGAAAAUUCGGCGUGGCCUUCCGCGGAGUCUGCACCUUUGCCACCAAAGUCCAGAUGAUGCAGGAUGCUGGAGUCAAACUGGCCAUUAUCAUUGAUAACGUGCGGGACUCGUCUUACACCACAACAGCGUUAUUCGCGAUGUCGGGCAACGGGAAGGAUGAUAUCGAAAUACCUGCAGCGUUCCUCUUCGCUCAGGAGGGAGAUUACCUGAAAGCGGCGAUGGAAGAUGAACCGGACAUUAUCGUAACAAUCGGUGAACUCAAACAUAUGAAGCAGGAGAGCGACUGCAAAGAUGGGAAAUGCGAGACAGUUCUGGAGACAAAUAUGGUGCCGAGCGGCAAAGAAUCCUUUGAGGAAUUAAAGAAAGUUCUCUCGCAGUUGGCGUCCCAAUUCGACCUGUCUGUUUCCAUAGACGGGGGCCCUCCCGAUUCCUGUGAUGCGGACGCCAAAAGAGACACCAUUACUACGGUGACUAGAAUAGACGAAUUCGAAACUGCACUAGGCAACGACAGAUCGGAAGCCCUCAACAAGGACGACACGAUUACGAUAAUAAGCAAAGUAGAACCCGUCACAAAACUUGGAAGCAAACACGAAACCAUGUCGACCGUUAUAAGCGACAUCAAAAGAGACUACUUGGAAGACGUAGAAAACUCCGACAAGGUCUGACAGCGAAUGUUCCUUGACAGUUGUGAAUAGGACAUGUGUACAUUAGUUGUAAAAUAUGUAUAUAAAAUACACUUGUAAGUGCUAAAGUCGAUUUGGUGCCUUUUCAAAAACGCGUGGUUUUUGGUUACGAAAUAUAAAAUGAAAUUGAAUUAUUUCUAAAAUAACAAGUUUAGUUGGGCCUAAAGACUUUAAAAAUGUUUAUUUAGUGAAGUCACGCCAGAAUGUUUAAAUAUGCUUAAGAUA
Molecule: messenger RNA, 2987 nt
Organism: Aricia agestis (brown argus)
Lineage: Eukaryota; Metazoa; Arthropoda; Insecta; Lepidoptera; Lycaenidae
Gene: Edem2
Product: ER degradation-enhancing alpha-mannosidase-like protein 3
Exons: 11
Coding region: 123-2744 (873 amino acids)
Biological process (GO): mannose trimming involved in glycoprotein ERAD pathway; carbohydrate metabolic process; endoplasmic reticulum mannose trimming
Cellular component (GO): membrane; endoplasmic reticulum
Molecular function (GO): mannosyl-oligosaccharide 1,2-alpha-mannosidase activity; calcium ion binding
Source: RefSeq, a predicted model, not a curated record